AUGGCGUUAGUAGCGGGUAAGUGUUAGCUUGUUAGAGAGAAGCUCCCGUGGACUAGGACUGGGACUGCUGCCCUUGCAGCUACAAGUAUGCUACAAGUAUCGCUAUCGCUCUCUACCAGCCAACUUGGAAGCUUGUAUGAGUAGGUACCAGUACGAGUACACUGGAAUUGCGAUGGCGUCUCUAUCGUCACGACUCCGACACGGCAACGGCAACGACAAUGGCAAUGACAAUGGCAACGACAAUGGCAACGACAAUGGCAAUGCAAUGGCAAUGCUACGAGGGCACAACACCACGAUAAUCUUUUUUCGAACGGGUUUUGGAACUGGGCGGGUUGAGGUUGUACGUCGGCCAGACGUUCAGAACCUGUUUGGUGCUGGUGCUGGGCCUGUCUGGCAAACUUCGGCGAAAUCGGCUCUGGCGAUGAUUCGACUUUGCGAGCAAUUGGCAUCCGCAGUGAUGUCGUGUAUGACGAGAUGA
Hymenoscyphus albidus is the source of this 478-nucleotide messenger RNA. NCBI's taxonomy places the organism in Eukaryota, Fungi, Ascomycota, Leotiomycetes, Helotiales, Helotiaceae. The record is from the annotation of a GenBank genome assembly.